AUAUGCAAACCAGGCCAUUUAACCCGCAAGGCGGUGUGAGAUUGUAUCACUCAGGCAGAGGGCGCUCGGUUUCAGAGGAUUUGCGUUUUUUUUUUGGGAGAAAUAAUCACGGUAUCACGGGGUUGAUAUGUUUGAGAGUAAUCUGAGAAACAGAGGUCGUUUAUAAUCGCAAUGAAAGUAAACUAUUUUGGUUUACCAAGUUUGCACUUGAUUGUGUGUGCAUCGGUUUACUACUUUUAAUUGCGUUUGGAACGCGAAAGCAGUCUGCUGAAAGCUAUGGUUAAAGUUAGAUCCCGGUAGUCGAAUAAAAGUCAAGACAGGAGACAAAAAAGAGACCUUCGUUGAGAAGAAAAACGCGCAUGGAAACCGUACCUUUACUUAUAUUUUCUUUGAUCAGUUUCUGCUCCAUUAAUUUAUUUUUGGUAACCACUGCCUUUGUUUCUGGAGUUAACGAGGAGGAACAUCGGAGAAAGAUGUAAACCACAACCAUGUGGUAUAUUUUGUUUCCAUGUUCUCGGGUGAUGUCAUUAACAUGACACGUGGUGGCGCAGGGACCGAAGCUGGCAGCGGCGGCUGACAGACUUGUCCAGCAGCAAAUCAGGAUGCAUGUCUCUUCGAUGGGUGUCAGCAAACUGUGCUUCCUGUUCUCCCUGGCUUUCUGUGCCCUCCUGCUGCUUCUCAUCCCAGCCCUUCAGCCUUCGCAGCAUCAGGGGGACCUGCCCCAGCCCCGGGCCCAGAACAAGGCUGCCCAAGCUGGCAUAGGGAUUGGCAAAACUCCACUGCGCCCUGGAGGUCUGGUGGUCCCUCUCCAGGCAGAUGUGGGGAAGGUGACAGUGUGGCACAAUGGUAUGGAUGGUGACUCUACAUGGAAUGCCACUCCCAGAGAGUCCAAGAGAACGGGGACUGGCGACCAGAACUAUGAAGCUGCCCAUGGAGACACCUGGGGCACUGAGAAGAAUACCCUUUCUCUGACAGGUUUGGAGGGGAAAUCCCUUCACAGAGGUGGGAAUAAUGCGGUAGAUGGAUGGUCUCGCUCCAGGGAUCCCCUUGAGCUCAAAGACAUUUUCAUAGCAGUGAAGACCACCAAGAAGUACCACAAGUCCAGACUGGAUCUGCUGUUUCAGACCUGGGUGUCCAAAGCCAAAGAAGAGACCUUUAUAUUCACUGAUGGGGAGGAUACAGAACUGAGGAAGAGAGCAGGGGAUAAUGUCAUCAACACUAACUGUUCGGCAGCUCACACUCGGCAGGCUCUGUGCUGUAAGAUGUCAGUGGAGUACGACAAGUUCAUUGAGUCGCAGAGGAAGUGGUUCUGCCAUGUGGAUGAUGAUAACUAUGUGAUCGUACCCAGUCUGUUGAAACUGCUGUCCUCCUACCACCACACUCAGGAUGUGUACCUGGGCCGGCCCAGCCUCGACCACCCCAUAGAGGCUGCAGAGAGGGUCAAGAGUGAUGGAUCAGUGUCAGUGAAGUUCUGGUUUGCCACAGGAGGAGCAGGGUUUUGUAUCAGCCGUGGUCUUGCCCUCAAGAUGAGUCCAUGGGCUAGCUUGGGAAACUUUAUCAGUACGGCAGAGAAGAUCCGUCUCCCUGACGACUGCACCAUGGGUUACAUCAUUGAGGCGCUGCUGGAGGUGGCGCUGACACACAUUCAUCUCUUCCACUCUCACCUGGAGAACCUACAGAGGCUGCCCACGGAUACUGUCCUGGAGCAGGUCACGCUGAGCUACGGGGGCUUUGAGAACAGGAGGAAUGUGGUCAGCAUUAGGGGAGCCUUCUCUCUGGUAGAGGACCCCUCACGGUUUAAGACUGUCCACUGCCUACUUUACCCAGAGACUGACUGGUGCCCCGGGACCAAUCACCAUUGAAGGCCACUACAGUAUAUCUACAAUACGUCCUACCAACCUAUGUGACUGUGUGUCUAUGUGUAUGCUAUGCUUUUGUCAUGGAAAGACCAUCAUUUGGUUUGCUAAAGCCAUUAGGGCCUGAAACCCGGGUGAAACCAUCAUUACCACUUGAGUCUCACGCCAUGAGAAGAGAUUAAAUGAGAUGGGGAGAAAUGAGGUAUGUGCAGUGAGGAUGGCUGGUCAUUUUAAUAGGUUGGAGAACUGGAGUCGGUCAUCACUGCCCGCCACUCUACUCACUGCAGGAAGUUGUCCGGUUUGGUUGUUGCCAGACUCAUGUUUCACCACUUGUUUUUGUUAUCGCUUAAAAUCCCAAAUUGUAUGGAUUUUCAACAUGUUCCAGAAAUGUGUCCUUUAAGGGAGCGUUAAGGUGAUUGAAUGACUGUUGAUAAGGUACCUUAUAACACAGAACAGGGUGACAUUUUAAUUUAUUUGCUUUUAGGUCCUUGACAUUUAACAGACUGAUUUAUUGUUUAGUCAAAGAUUAAAACAUUUGAUUCCAGUUUUACAGGAGUAAAUGUGAGCUCUAUGUGCCACUUUUUAAUGACAAAUGUUGUCUUGCUCCUCAUGUCCUUAUGUUUAUUUCGUAUUAGAAGGGUUUCAAAGUGGUUUAUGUGUUACCAAAUGCUUUACCCCUCAAUCAAUGCUUUUAACAUCAACAGUACAUACCCAAAGAUUAUGUAAGUACCUGACAUGUCAGUGGAAUAUACUUUGGAAAUGCGUAGAGCCCAUAAUGAAGCUAUAAUAUGAAUUCAAAAUAACACACAGCCCUCCAGAAGCCAAAACUGACUCUGGAACAAACAUUUCUAAAGAUCAGUUUUUUUUAUCUCUACAGUGUUUCCCCUGAUGCUGCCAAAUUGACUACACAUUAUGCAAUCGUCUUACUUCUCACGUACAUUAUUUCUGCAUGCUCUGAAGUUUCAUUGGUGUGAUUGAAAUGUGUGAUAUUGAGCUGGAAGUAUGAAGUGUAUUUUCCAGUCUCCCAUUCUCUUUUUUGCACAAAAGCACUAGAAUCAAAACUCAGAAUCUGUCCUCUAUGCCCACUGCUGGUCAGUGGUUGAGCGAGACUGGAAGAGAGAAGUCUGACUCAGUCAGUUUGGGAUUGGUCCUUGUCCUUUACUGUCUUCCUUUUACUGUUGAUGUUACACUUUGUUCUUUGUGAAAUAAAGCAUGAUUUGCUGCAUUGCCAAACAUUGCUCAAAAACA
Messenger RNA from Esox lucius (northern pike), 3104 nucleotides. RefSeq names its product RFNG O-fucosylpeptide 3-beta-N-acetylglucosaminyltransferase (gene rfng). The record is from RefSeq and is a predicted model, not a curated record. Gene Ontology annotation, cellular component: membrane. Gene Ontology annotation, molecular function: O-fucosylpeptide 3-beta-N-acetylglucosaminyltransferase activity. Gene Ontology annotation, biological process: regulation of Notch signaling pathway. The coding region runs from base 603 to 1862 and encodes 419 amino acids. The transcript has 9 exons. NCBI's taxonomy places the organism in Eukaryota, Metazoa, Chordata, Actinopteri, Esociformes, Esocidae.